ACUAAAGAGUACAGCUCAGCAGCGGAAACGCCACUUUUCUAUCCGAAGAAAACUGUGUCCUCCAGAAUUCGUCGGAGGUUUUCGUUUUCAUUUGUUGCGUUAAAGAGUGGUUUCCAUGGGCUCGAAACCGUGGCUACAUCCUGCUCCUCAGUAUAAAACCCUAGAAACCUUUUGGGAUGAGGAAGAGGAUGCUCCUGGUCCUAGAUGCGCUCAUACUCUUACGGCUGUUGCAGCUACCAAGACUCACGGUCCUCGCCUUAUCCUCUUUGGCGGCGCCACUGCUAUUGAGGGUGGCAGUUCUUCCGUUCCUGGGAUCAGGCUAGCUGGUGUUACCAAUUCGGUGCAUUCUUAUGAUGUUCUCACUAGGAAGUGGACAAGGCUUGUACCGGCUGGUGAGCCGCCGUCUCCUAGGGCUGCUCACGCCGCAGCUGCAGUUGGCACCAUGGUCGUUUUUCAGGGUGGCAUUGGCCCGGCCGGGCAUUCUACUGAUGAUCUUUAUGUUCUUGACAUGACUAAUGAUAAGUUCAAAUGGCACAGGGUGGUGGUUCAAGGGGAAGGUCCAGGCCCUCGUUAUGGCCAUGUUAUGGAUUUAGUUUCUCAGAGGUAUCUUGUUACAGUCACCGGAAAUGAUGGGAAACGAGCACUUUCUGACGCUUGGGCGCUGGAUACAGCUCAGAAACCAUAUGUAUGGCAGAGAUUGAACCCAGACGGCGACCGACCAAGUGCUAGAAUGUAUGCUACUGGCAGUGCUCGUUCGGAUGGCAUGUUUUUGCUCUGCGGUGGAAGAGACACCGUGGGGGCGCCAUUGGGAGAUGCUUAUGGGCUACUAAUGCAUAGAAAUGGUCAGUGGGAAUGGACUCUGGCUCCAGGUGUAGCUCCUUCUCCAAGAUAUCAGCAUGCAGCGGUUUUUGUAGGAGCAAGAUUACAUGUCAGUGGAGGUGUUCUGAGAGGAGGCCGUGUGAUAGACGCUGAAGCAUCUGUUGCAGUGCUUGAUACUGCUGCUGGUGUAUGGUUGGAUAGAAAUGGGCAAGUUACUUCUGCACGGGGCAACAAGGGACAAAUCGAUCAAGAUCCAUCUUUUGAACUCAUGCGACGUUGUCGCCAUGGUGCCGCAUCAGUUGGCAUCCGUAUUUAUGUGCAUGGUGGUCUUAGAGGAGAUGUGUUACUUGACGAUUUUCUAGUCGCUGAAAAUUCAACAUUUCAGUCAGAUAUCAGUUCUCCUUUGCUAGCAUCGGAUAGAACCCAACAAAGCUCCACUCCUAGGUUUUCUUAUGCUGCACGACCUCCUUCCGGUGCUGAACCAGCCAUCCCCAUGUCUGAAGGACUGAGCUUGGACGAAAAUUCGUUGGAGAAAUUAACAGAGGCUUCCGCAGCUGAAGCAGAGGUUGCUAGUUCUGUUUGGCGAGCAGCACAGCUAGGAUCUGGUACUCUGGAUGAAGAACCCUCUACCUCUGAUGCCAACUCGCCAGCUGUAGAAUCUACUACCGAUGGUACUGAAACUGAAGGAGAUGUCAGGCUUCAUCCAAGAGCUGUUGUGGUAGCAAAAGAGACGGUUGGCAGCCUGGGUGGCAUGGUAAGACAGUUAAGCUUGGAUCAGUUUCAGAAUGAGAGCCGGCGGAUGGUUCCCAUGAAUAAUAGUGAUGUGCUACAACCCACCAAGAAGUUCACUAGACAGAAGUCUCCGCAAGGCCUACAUAAAAAGGUCAUUUCUGCUUUGUUGAGACCUCGAAACUGGAAACCUCCUGGCAACAGGAAGUUUUUCCUGGAUUCUUACGAGGUUGGGGAACUCUGUUAUGCUGCUGAACAAAUAUUUAUGCAUGAACAAACGGUUCUUCAGCUAAAAGCUCCUAUUAAAGUCUUUGGAGAUCUCCAUGGACAAUUUGGCGAUUUAAUGCGGUUGUUUGAUGAGUAUGGAUAUCCCUCAACAGCUGGAGAUAUCACGUAUAUUGACUAUUUAUUUUUGGGAGAUUACGUUGACCGAGGACAACACAGCCUGGAAACUAUAACUUUGCUCCUUGCAUUGAAGAUUGAAUAUCCGGAGAAUGUUCACUUGAUUCGAGGAAACCACGAGGCUGCUGACAUUAAUGCACUAUUUGGUUUCCGUCUAGAAUGCAUAGAAAGAAUGGGAGAGAAUGAUGGCAUCUGGGCAUGGACAAGAUUUAAUCAACUUUUCAAUUAUCUUCCUCUCGCUGCACUUAUUGAGAAUAAAAUUAUUUGUAUGCAUGGUGGAAUUGGGAGGUCAAUCAGUUCAGUGGAACAGAUCGAGAAAAUUGAAAGGCCCAUAACGAUGGACGCUGGAUCCCUUGUUCUAAUGGAUUUACUAUGGUCUGAUCCUACAGAGAACGAUAGUAUAGAGGGUUUAAGACCGAACGCCAGAGGACCUGGUCUAGUCACAUUUGGGCCAGAUAGAGUAACAGAAUUCUGUAAGAAGAAUAAACUACAGCUAAUUAUUAGGGCCCAUGAAUGUGUAAUGGAUGGAUUUGAAAGAUUUGCACAGGGACAAUUGAUUACGCUUUUCUCCGCCACAAAUUACUGCGGAACUGCGAACAAUGCGGGAGCUAUAUUGGUGGUUGGCAGAGGAUUGGUGAUUGUUCCUAAGUUAAUUCAUCCUCUUCCACCUCCCAUCUUAUCUCCAGAGAAUUCUCCAGAACAUUCUGGAGACGAUGCUUGGAUGCAGGAGCUGAAUAUCCAGAGACCGCCGACUCCAACACGAGGCAGGCCACAACCAGAUUUUGACAGAAGCUCGCUUGCAUACAUCUGAAUCUGAUUGUGUUCCCGGUUUCUGCUUGCAAGUCAUGAAAGUAACAAUCAUUGGAUUUUGGUACAACUCUAUACAAGUAUAGCAAGAUUUUAUAUUUCAGAAUUUGCAGUGUUCAUAUACUCUGCCGCACAUGUGUAAUAUAUAACUAACUAUACCAUUACCACCAGAGAAUCAGAAUGGUAUAGUACUAUUUAUUUUUCUUCCCUCU
Capsella rubella is the source of this 2969-nucleotide messenger RNA. RefSeq names its product serine/threonine-protein phosphatase BSL1. The transcript has 22 exons. Gene Ontology annotation, molecular function: protein binding; phosphoprotein phosphatase activity. The record is from RefSeq and is a predicted model, not a curated record. Gene Ontology annotation, biological process: brassinosteroid mediated signaling pathway. Bases 116 to 2761 code for a protein of 881 amino acids. NCBI's taxonomy places the organism in Eukaryota, Viridiplantae, Streptophyta, Magnoliopsida, Brassicales, Brassicaceae.